UAACAGAUUUUGAGCUUAAAUUUGGUCUGAAGGUAGCUGAGGGUUGUCUCCAACACAUUCCUUAAACACAAAAAGCCUUGUCACACUAUAACAUCAUGCAACAACAACUUAUGCUGACUUAUCCAAUACAUAGUGCUGGAUAAUUCAAUAUCAAUAUACAGUAUAUUAUUGUCAAAUAUCAAAUAUUUCAUCAAUAUCUCAUAAUGAGUUAAAUGUUUCUCUUAUGGGGCAUCUUUUUUUUAAUUCAGGAAUUAUCAACCUAUGCAAGCCUGGAAACUCUGGAAUCCAAUCUCUAAUUGGCUUACUCUGCAUACCAAAUAUGGAAGUUAGAAAAGGUUUGUUGGAGGUGUUGUAUGAGAUUUUCAGGCUUCCUGUUCCAAUUGUAACCCAAGACUUUGUAGAAGCUCUUCAAAGUGUUGAUCCCGCCAGGUUUCAGGACACCUGGAGACUCUCUGAUGGGUUUAUUGCUGCUGAAGCUAAAGUCGUCCUACCCCACCGGGCCCGCUCCAGGCCUGACCUGAUGGACAACUACCUGGCUUUUGUGCUGUCUGCCUUCAUCACCAGCGGGCUGUUAGAGGGUCUUGUUGAAGUUGUGACCAGCAAUGAUGACCAGCUUGCUAUCAGAGCCACUAUACUGUUAGGAGAGCUUCUACACAUGGCAAACACCAUUCUUCCUCAUUCCCACAGCCACCACCUGCACUGCCUCCCCACCCUCAUCAACAUGGCAGCCUCAUUUGACAUCCUCCCAGAGAAACGACUCCGUGCAAGUGCAGCCGUGAACAACCUGAAGCGUUUCCACGAGAAGAAGAAGAAAGGUUUGAAGCCACACAGCCUUUACUUGGACCACAUCAUUCGCAAGUCUGUGUCGUCACACAACCGCAGAGAAUCACACUCGCGUGCCCAAAGAGACAUCUACGUCAUAAAGGACACAGAAGAAACACUGAUGAUAAACCUGAGAGACAGUCAAAUUCUCAACCACAAGCAGAACCUGGAGUGGAACUGGUUACUGAUUGCCACCAUUCUUAAGUGGCCAAAUGUGAACCUCAGGAACAACAAAGAUGAACAGAUGCACAGGUUUGUUCGGAGGCUGCUGUACUUCUAUAAGCCCAGUAGUAAACUGUAUGCUGGGCUGGCUUUGGAUCACGCCAAGGCCAGGCAACUCACCGUGGUUGGGUGUCAGUUCAUGGAGUUCCUCGUGGACUCUGACGAGGACGGUCAGGGCUAUCUGGAGGAGCUUGUGAGGGACAUGGUGUCGUGGCUGUCCUCGUGCUCGGGCCUGAAGCCCGAGCGCAGCCUGCAGAGCAACGGCCUGCUCACCACACUCAGCCAGCACUAUUUCCUCUUCCUGGGGACACUUUCUGCACACCCACAGGGGGUCAAACUGCUGGAGAAAUGUGGCCUGUUUCAGUGCCUGCUGAACUUGUGCUCUGUGAAGAACCAGGACGCCGUGCUGAAACUGGCCGUGUCCACUCUGGACUACAGCAGAGACGGUCUGGCCAGGGUGAUCCUGUCAAAGGUCCUCACUGCUGCCACUGAUGUCUGCAGGCUGUACGCCACCAAGCACCUCCGUGUGCUGCUGCGUGCCGGUGUGGAGUUCUUCAGUAGUUGGGGCAUGGAGCUUCUGGUCACACAGCUUCACGACCACAGCAAGGCUGUGUCCAUGGAGGCUCUGGACAUCCUGGAUGAGGCCUGUGAAGACAAGGCCAACCUUCAUGCUCUGAUUCAGCUGAAACCAGCUGUGUCCCACCUGGGAGACAAAGGCCUCCUGCUGCUCCUCAGGUUCCUGUCCAUUCCCAAAGGUUUCUCCUACCUCAAUGAGAGGGGUUAUGUCAGCAAACAGCUGGAUAAAUGGCACAAGGAGUACAACCUGAAAUAUGUGGAUCUGAUAGAGGAGCAGCUCAACGAAGCGCUAACAACGUACCGCAAACCCGUCGAUGGGGACAACUACGUCAGACGCAGCAACCAAAGGUUACAAAGACCAAAUGUGUAUUUACCUGUGCACUUGUACGGUCAGCUGGUUCAUGAUAAAACCGGCUGUCAUCUGUUGGAGUCUCAGAAUAUAGUUCCAGACCUCAGCUACAUGGUCCGCUUCCCGAUGCUGGACACCUGGGAGGGCAUUAAACAGCUGAAGGCUGCUCUCUGGGCUCUGGGCAACAUUGGCUCUUCUAACUGGGGACUGAAUCUCCUGCAAGAGGAGAAUGUGCUCCCUGACAUCCUGACAUUGGCUCAGCACUGCGAGGUGCUGUCAGUGCGUGGGACCUGUGUUUAUGUCCUUGGUGUGAUUUCCAAGACCAAACAGGGCUGUGAGGUGCUCAAGCAGUACAGCUGGGAUGCGGUCAGACACAGUCGCCGGACACUGUGGCCCGUCACUCCGGACGAGGUCGACACGCAGCCCACCUCUGAGCUGUCUUCAGUACCGAGCACGCUCAGUCUGAACUCUGAGUCCACCAGCUCCCGCCACAACAGUGAAAGCGAGUCUCAACCAAACGUGUACAUCCUGGACGAUGAAAAGUGUGACAUUCUGGACUCUGAUUACUACACACACUCCAAAACCAUCAAAGAUCGCAGCCCCUUCACGUUCAUAUCGUCUUCGCGUUUUGUUCGCCCCCGCUUCCUCAACUCGCUGUCCCUCCCCAGCAAGAAAAUACGCUCUACUAGUGAUCCUAAGGCCAUCUCUGGCUGCCACACCCCCACUGAGGUGAAGACCGACAGCCUGAGACGGAACAGGACGGUGACGGAGCCGUCCAUUUACAGCCCGAACCAGGGGGACGUCUUCAUCUCGGUGUUCAAUGGCAGAGGAAUGCCAAGAAGUCCAACGGUUAGCCUAGAGACGUCUUUUGUUGGGACCAGGGGGGGCUCUGAGGAGCAGCUUGUGGACGGCAGGCUGGUGAAGGGUGGGGGAGGCUCAGGCCUCGGGCUCAGCGGUCUAGGCGGACACGGGGCCGUGGAGCAGCAUAUCCGGGAGAGGGAGCAGAGCAGCCGAGAGCGUCUGGCAGGAGACGGAGGCUCCUCCUCCGGCGGAGUCAACGUGGGAGGGAGCGGCGGGGGUACGCAGUUUAAAAGCCGCAGUCAGAGCUUUAACACGGACACCACGACCAGCGGCAUCAGCUCCAUGAGCUCCAGCCCCUCCCGGGAAACCGUGGGGAACCCCGAGCAGCCUGAGCUGGACUCCGCCGACUGCGUGAGCCUCAACACCGUUGUGUCUGCCAGAACUGUCAAAACCCUCUCCCCCCUCAGCCCCCAGGCUCAGACUAACCACAUGUCCACGUCCAAGUCCUCCGCCGUCUCUCUGGUACCGCCGGGCUCCUCGCACACGCUCCCCCGCCGAGCUCAGUCCCUCAAAUCCCCCUCCGUGACCACCAUUAAGAGCCUGGCCGACUGCAGCUUCAUGUACACCAGCCCGAGGGACGCGCUGGGCUACGCCACGCUGAAGAGGCUGCAGCAGCAGAGGAUACACCCGUCUUUGUCCCACAGUGAGGCGCUGGCCUCGCCUGCCAAAGACGUGCUGUUUACAGACACCAUCACCAUGAAGACCGGCAGCCUGGACUCCAGGUUAACCCCUCGCAGAUUCCUGAAAGCUCUCAGCUUUGCCUCUCUGGAUAAAGAGGAGCUGCUCAGCCCCAUCAACCAAAGCACCCUGCACCGCUGCUCCUCAGUGCGCUCGAUGGUCUCCAGUGCCACCUUCGGCUGCAGCGACGACUACGUUGGCCUGGCGCUGCCUGUGAACAUCAACGAUAUGUUCCACAUUAGGGACUCGACCUACUUUCAGCAGAGGAUCAGCCCGCCCUCAGAGGAGCGGAAACGCUUCCUCUUUGGUGACGGAGAUGGAGAUCGGCCUGCUGUCCCGUUACUGAAGCAGCAGUUCAGUAUCUCUGAGCUGAUCGUGUGUCGAGGCGAGACCCCUAACCACAUAGUGGGCUCAGAGGAGACGGGCCUGCAGGAUCACACUGAAGAAAACUGCCUGUACUGCGUGGGAGCCAUCGUUCUGGGAUAUCCCACAAAGCCACAGAUCAACAGCACACACUCUCGCACAGCAGAUUAUGUUGACUUCCCAUCAUGGGGAGGACAGAGCGGUCAUCGUCUGGAGGUGAUGCCCCAGUCCAAGUUCUCCGGGGUGUCAGGCUGCAGCGAUGCUGCCGUGUCGCAGGGCUCGGUUUGCAGCACGCCCACACCCAGUGACAUUGUCAUUGGUGGCAAGGCGAUAUCUGAGGACGGCCCCGCCUCUCGGGUCUUGCUGAGGAAGGAGAUUCUCCGCCUCAUCAUCAAUCUCAGCUCCUCUGUAGGAACCAAAGGCCACGAAACAGGACUACUGACGAUAAAAGAAAAGUUUCCAUAUGCGUUUGAUGACAUAUGCCUGUACUCCGAGGUUUCUCACCUCUUAGCCCACUGUAUGUUUCGCCUGACCUCAAGACGCUUCAUACAGGAGCUCUUCCAGGACGUUCAGUUCAUGCCAAUGUACGAAGAAGCCGAGGUGAUGCUGACGAAGCUACCAAAACCGGCCGAGGAGGACGUUAACCCCCCAGCAGAGUCCUGAUCCUCCCCGCGCCCCACCCUGUUCUGUGCACUGCUUCAGUCCCGGCUCCUAACAAUCAUGGACAGAAGGCAGAGACUGGGGCUCCAAGGACAGGAAAGAUUUGGGGCGUGUUCCUAUUCUGCUUCAAACAAAAGUAUCGCCGCCAAGGAAAAAGAAGACGGUCGUCACCCGAACGUUCUUUGAGCAAAUAUGAGCUGGAAACAAAAAAAGACAUCUGUUUCUGCAAAACAAAUUGACCAAGACAAAACCACAGGGAGCAGUUUAGAUGAAUUCUGUUCUCACGUGAGGUUGGGAAUCUCGAGCAACACUCAGUUAUAUAUUAAAAAUAAUGCUAAAGGACAAGUUGGAUCAUUAGGACGAAUUCUCAUCUUGUUUUAAAACCACGCAUUAUGUUAUUUUACAGAUGAGGUGAUUUUCUGUCAUGGAAUGAAUUAGGCACGUUGUCCGAACGACUCGAGGUUCCUCAGACCUUUUCUUCAACAAAACACUACAGAAGGAUCCUGCUGUUUUAACUCUUAACUCGAACCUCCCUGGUUCUUGUCCCACUCCGUUUUAGCCAGAUAUGUGCUUUUGCGUCUCUUUCCUCACCACCUCUUACAACUUUUAGCCUCUUAUCCACUCAUUACCUUUCUAUUUCCUCUAUUACAGACAAUCAAACAUCACUAAUGUUGUAUUUUCUAAAGCAUUAUAUCGACCACCUCUCUACUCCAUAGAUAAGAAGCAUAGCAUGUAAGUUAAUGAUAGUUUAUUCCAUCCUUUACUUGCUUAGGACCUUUUUAAUGUUUUUUUCUUCAGCCGUUGCAUUUCUGCUAGGCCUCAUGAAGGUGGUCUUUGAAAGACUCUCACUUGUGUAAGUUAUAUUUCGAAUGGUUGAUGACAUUUCUAGCACCAAACAGCGCACACACUUUUCCGUGAACCUCGCAGCUUCUUUUCACAAUGCCUUCUUACCUCUGCACUUCACCUUUACCGCAUGUUCAACAAGCAUGGCAAAGUUGUGACGCCACCCUGCCGUAUUUCUGGCUUUGAAAACCCUUUUUUUUUUAAUAGGAUGCCAUCACAUGCUGCCAUACCUUGUAGGACUGUAGUUAUCCCAGGAUCUGUUUCCACAAUGCAAUAUAUCACUAUGUGUCAUUUGGUGAGGAGGAGGAGAGCGGUGCAGUGCUAUGACUAAAGGAUAUGUAAAAGGUUUGUUUUUGCUAUAAUGCUGCUACACAAAURGACUCGUAGAGGUGAUUCAUAGAUCUGCUGAGUGAUGUCAGACCCGAUCUAUUUAUUGUCUGUACCACAGUGAGCUCAACCAGAGAAGAAGAAAAAGUUAUUUAUAUUUUUCCUCAAGACUGUAUAAUAAUUUAAUUUUUUUCCUUUUUUUGUUUUUGUUUUUGUUCUUUGUUUUUGCCUGAAUUGUGGUUUCCCUUGUAUAAUGUGUACAGUAUGUUUUUGGGGGCAUUUAUGACCUAAAGAAACAUACAAUCCUAUCAAAGGGAUGCAUUGUUAAUAAAAACAAAAUUGGAAACACUUGAA
Austrofundulus limnaeus is the source of this 6055-nucleotide messenger RNA. RefSeq names its product rapamycin-insensitive companion of mTOR. Gene Ontology annotation, molecular function: protein serine/threonine kinase activator activity. Gene Ontology annotation, cellular component: TORC2 complex. NCBI's taxonomy places the organism in Eukaryota, Metazoa, Chordata, Actinopteri, Cyprinodontiformes, Rivulidae. The record is from RefSeq and is a predicted model, not a curated record. Gene Ontology annotation, biological process: positive regulation of phosphatidylinositol 3-kinase/protein kinase B signal transduction; TORC2 signaling. The coding region runs from base 224 to 4534 and encodes 1436 amino acids. The transcript is spliced from 27 exons.